AUGCCUCCGACUCAGAUGAAGAUUGUCGCCCCAGGUGCAGUUUUUUCGACUGGCUGGCCGUGCUGCGUGGGAAUUCGGCGGACGCCUGCUCUUCUUGCUGUUCGCCAUCCAGCAUCUCAUCAAGGGCUUCGCUGGCACCUUGGUGGCCGUGCCAACCCCUACCUCUGCAAGGAGUACCACGUGUCUGCGCAGGAUGUGCAAAUCCUGAAGACCUUGAUCUUCUCUCCAUACAUCAUGAAGCCGAUGAUGGGCUUGACCAGCGAUCUCUUCCCGAUCGGGGGCUACAACAAGGCUCCUUACCUGCUGAUGGUCAGCACGGUCGGCAUCGCUGCAGCCCUCAUUGUCGGCCUAGUUUCCACAUCGCUCCGAGUGCUCAUCCUGUGCCUAUUCCUGGUCGAGUUCAUGAUUUGCAGCGACGACCUCCUCACUGAGGCGCUGUAUUCACGGCAUAUGCAGGAGAAGCCCAAACGCGGACAAGACCUGCUGACUUUCGUGUUUGCGGGAAUGUCCUUCUGGUCCUUCUUGGCGGCCCUGGCUUCGGGCUUUGUGCUGACGUAUUUGGGAGCACAUGCCACGUAUAUCCUGGUGGCCAUCUGUAGCCUCCCGGCGCUCUACGCCGCCUGGACAAUGGAGGAGCACCGGAAAA
Molecule: messenger RNA, 646 nt
Organism: Symbiodinium natans
Lineage: Eukaryota; Dinophyceae; Suessiales; Symbiodiniaceae
Source: the annotation of a GenBank genome assembly